This is a messenger RNA of Ilex paraguariensis (yerba mate), 1854 nucleotides long. Lineage: Eukaryota; Viridiplantae; Streptophyta; Magnoliopsida; Aquifoliales; Aquifoliaceae. The record is from the annotation of a GenBank genome assembly.
AUGGUGAGACUUGAAAAGUAUGAAAUGAAUGCGAAAGCCAAAGCCAUCUGCAAAUCCAAUAAAACCGACAAGUUGAACCAGCUAAUCGCCGACUUUAUGUCCGAUUCCAACGGCAAGCGCUCCGACGCCAAGUCGAUUUUCGAAAACUGCGUAAGGCAACCCUGUCCAGAAGUCUUCGCUAACAAGCUUUAUCAGGUGCUCUCCUCCUCCCUAGACCACAACUCAUGUUUCAUUUCCGCCAUUCUCCUUCUCAAGUCACUCAUCACUAAAUUUGACACGCCCUUCCUCCGUUUUCCUCCUGAAGAGCAAUUCACUCUAAAACGCGAUCUCUUGAAAUUAGUUGACACAUCCGUUGACACACCUACAAGACCAAUCAAUAAAGAACUCUGCCACACUGUAUCAGCUCUUGCAGCUUCUCUUUUACCUAAAAAAGAAUGGCCCGAAUUCUUACCCUUUUUAUUUCAACUUAUAACAUCUGAUAAAAAGAGGGCGUUGUUGAUUGGUGCUCAUUUAGCACAGUAUCUGGGGAAGGGACUGAAGGAGUUGCAUUCAGUUAACUUGUAUUCGGAGUUGAAUUCAGUUAUCUUGAAUAAGUUGCAUCCAGUUAACUUGACAGAGGGGGAGGGGGAGGGGGAGGAUGUGCGUAUCGUGGUGUGGGGGGCCGCGAUUAAUUUCAUUCUAUGUUUAGAACAAAACGAUUUGGUCAAUUUUCAGGAUUUGUUGACAGCGAUGAUGUCUACGUUGAAGAAGGCGUUGUUGUAUAGUGGGAAUGAAACAAUGGUCGACGAUAACACGUUGAAGUUAUUGAUAAAUUUGGCAGGAAUGAAGCCGACGUUUUUUAGGAAACAAAUUGUGGAAAUGGUGAAGAAAAUAUUGAUGAUGGCCGAUGAUCAUAGUUUGGAGAAAGGGACUAGGCGUCUGGCCAUUGAAUUCGUUUUGACAUUGGUCCAGUUCGUUUUCACAUUGGCCGAGGUCGAGAAAACGAAUCCCAGGCUGCUGAAGCUUGGGACGGAGUUUGAAAUUAAUAUGCAGGAGAUGUGGGAGGGUAAUGGGGAGACGGAUUAUUGGUCUUGGCGGGGGUGUGUGGAUAGGCUGAGGAUUUUGUCGCAUAAGAAUCGUAUUUGGACUGUUGCUUUUGAAGUGUUACCGGCGUAUUUGGCUGCUCCUAAGGAGCAAAGGCACCGUGCCGCACUCAUUGCGCUCUCAAAGAGUAUAAUUACGUGGAAUUGUCGAGAGUGUUUGUUAAAAGAGAAAGAAUGGGAUGUGCGUGUUGCAGCUUUGGGGGCCGCAAUUAAUUUCAUUCAGUGUCCGGACUUGUUGACUUCGAUGCUGUCUGUGUUGGAGAACGUGUUGGAGGAUAGGGAUGAAGCGAUGGCCAUUGAAGUGUUGGAGUUGUUGACAAAGUUAGUAGAACCGAGGUUUUUGGUGGGGCAAAUUGAGGAGUGGGUAAAGAGAAUAUGGCAGAUUGCGAAUAAUGAUAGUUUGAACGUAGCGACGAGGCGUUUGGCCAUUGAGUUCCUUUUGAAAUUGGCGCCGGACGAGGAGAUAGCGCCUUGGCUACAACAGAAUGUGAGGAAUUUGUUUGAAAUUUUGAUGAACAUGUUGGACUAUAUAAAUGAUUAUGAUCCCAAUGCAGAUUAUGUGUCUGCAUGGGAGAGAAGUAAUAAUUGGCGUUGGAGAUGUUUGGGUAUGUUGUUUAUUGUGGUGGGUAGGAAUGACAUGUAUUCUGUUGUUUUGGAAGUGUUGUCGGCGUAUUUGGAUGCUCCAGAGUGGCAAAAGAAGUAUAGCGCAUUCAUUGUGCUCGCAGAGAGUAUAGAAAGUUGUUGUGAGGUAUCAGAGCUUUCCUUUUUAUAA